This is a messenger RNA of Colletotrichum lupini, 228 nucleotides long. RefSeq lists its product as uncharacterized. The record is from RefSeq and is a predicted model, not a curated record. Lineage: Eukaryota; Fungi; Ascomycota; Sordariomycetes; Glomerellales; Glomerellaceae. The transcript is spliced from 2 exons. Bases 1 to 228 code for a protein of 75 amino acids.
AUGCUCCAAUCCUGUUGCUCCCCCGCGAGCAUCCCAAACGCUGGUCCAGCCAGCGCCGAGAGCUCGAACCCCGUCCCGCGCAUGCAUGCAUUUCCAAAGAAGAGUCGAAGCGCCCAGGGUUUGCUUCUGAAGCUUGCUCAAGUUUUCCGUGCUUGCUUAUUGCGUGCCGUAUCUUGCCAUAUUCUGUGCCGGGAGUCCGAUUAUCAUAGAUCAAUGGGACGAAAGUGA